GUCAUGUAGUUUACUCAUCCGCGUUUUAUCAUCUAAGUAAUACAUAAGAUGAACAAUGAUAGUGUCCAACUGCCCACACUCUGGUCUGGCGAUCUUCACCCUGAUGUGACCGAGUCCAUGCUCCUGCAGAAAUUCACCUUUGUAGGGCCAGUUUACUCCAUCCAACUCUGCAGGAACAAGAGAACCGGUACAUCACUCCAAUAUGCUGUUGUUAACUUUCAGCAGGAGCAGGCCGAUGGUGAAAGAGUCUUAGAGGUGCUGGUUUUUAACACCCUUUUGAGUCAGCCUAUACGUAUCACUUGGUCCGAGGGGAACUCGUUUCUAAGAAAAAACAAAAUGGGAAAAGAUUUUAUCAAGACCCUGGAGAAGUCUAUUGACAGCAUGCCCCUUUAUAACACUUUGUCCACCUUUGGCAAUGUCAUGUCAUGCAAGCCGGUGUACAAUAAAAAUGGAUGCAGAGGACUUGAUUAUGUUUACAUGGAGAAGUCUGAGUCUAAGACUGCCAUCAAGAGGCUGACUCGCAUGCUGAUAAAUGGCCAACAUCUGUAA
Molecule: messenger RNA, 549 nt
Organism: Clarias gariepinus (North African catfish)
Lineage: Eukaryota; Metazoa; Chordata; Actinopteri; Siluriformes; Clariidae
Product: polyadenylate-binding protein 1-like 2
Exons: 4
Coding region: 49-549 (166 amino acids)
Cellular component (GO): cytosol; nucleus; cytoplasmic stress granule
Molecular function (GO): poly(U) RNA binding; poly(A) binding; mRNA 3'-UTR binding
Source: RefSeq, a predicted model, not a curated record